CUGAUGAACUGCCAUUCCCAAAGGGAUGUGUCUGGGCAGCAACAGGCUGCUCUUGCUCUGUUGCUGUGGUUACAGCCCGGCAACAGUUCCCAGGCAGUGUGGAACUCAGCUCCAUGUUGUGGUUACAGCCCUGCAGUAGUUGGGAGGACGUAGGUUGCUCAGCUCCAUUGGCUUGGCCACAUCUCUGUGAGCGUUGCACCGGGCAGUAGAACUGCAGUGGCUGCUACGUCCAGAGUGGGGCUGGAGAGCCAAGGCAGCAGCAGCAGCAUCAUGCUGGGCCAGAAGACAAGCCUGAGCAAGCGCAUCCCUGAGCUGCGUGCCAGCAUAGCCUUGCAAGGUGCUGCCCCGUUGGCUUUGAUGAUGGACUGGGCCAGGUGGGGGCUUUUGGUCCCCGCAUCACCCUGCAUGGUACCAACAGCUCCUCAAUGUCCUGCAGGGCAAGCAAGGAAGUUUUACACCAAGGCACAGGAAGAGAAGUUCAAUGAGAAGCGAGAGCUGCUGCCCCGGCUGCGAGAGGCGGUGCAGGAGGAUAUCCAUGUCCUGGGCCUUGUGCGGAAGCAUGAGCUCACCCUCUCUGAGGCUUGCGGAGCAGAGCAGCCCUUGGGCAGGGCUUUGGGCAGGAAGACGUUGGAGGUGGCCCAGGAGAAGCUGCAGGCUGAAAUCUACGGGCAGGUGAACAGAUGCAACCUGCUGCUGGAGCAGGUGAAGCAGCGGAGCCAGGCCCGGGAGCAGCUGCAGAGGCGGCUGCAGCAGCUGCAGCAGGAUGCCCAGAUGGAGGAGAGGCAGCACCAGGCACAGGCACAGGUGGUUCGCACCCUGCAGAACGGCAUUGCCAAGAUGCAAACCAAAGUCCGUGCUGGGCAGAAGGUGACUGCCCUGUACGUGGUGCUGCGGGAUGCCCUGAGGAAGGAGCUGGCCCACCUGCCUCUGCACCUGGACCUCCUGAGCCAGACGGCCGAGCUGCAGCAUGGGGAGGUGGAAGACAUGGAGCUCAUGGCCUCGCAUGGUCGCAGAGCUGCUCGUGUAGCCAAGGAGCACGUGGCCAGGAUGAAAACCCAGUUGCUGGCAGAGAGAGAGCUGAGGCUCCGCACCCUGGCUGCUCACAAAGUGCCCCCGGACAGAGGCUGGCUCAAGGAACCCAAAGAAAGGCUUCUGAAAGCGCGAGCCAGGCAGGACCUCGCCAGGGACUUGCGGAGCCAGCCCGCACAGGACCCACUGGUGGGUGCCAAAGCGGAGGCCUCCAAGUCCCGGCUGCAGCGGGAGGCCUCGGUGAUGGAGCAGAUGGAGAAGGCCAAGGCUGCGCUGCAGUGCUCCUGCCUCUGGGACAUCCCCUGCAGGCUCCUGGCCCAGCACAAGUCCCAGGUGGAACUCGAGCAGUACCUCACAGGGCGCAAGGAGAAGCAGCAGCAGCUGCAGAAGGCACUGGAGGAUCUGCAGCUGAAGCUGCAGGAGCUGAAGUUUCGCCAGCCCCCAGACCCAACCAGGGGGCUGGAGGAGGAGCUGAGGACGAGGCUGCAGUGGGAAGAGGCUCGGCUGGAGCAGAGGCGAGCCCAGCUGCUGAGGAGCCAGGAGACGCUGCUGGAGUUGGAAACCGGCCUUGACAACCUCUGGGUCCGCCUGCGGGGCAUCCCCGUGCCUGGCCAGGAGCAUCCUGUCAAGGCCAUGGCAGCGGACGAGAAGCUCCAGCAGUGUGAGCAGAAGCUGCAGUACCUGGUGCAGCGGGUGGCUGACCUGCCCCCCCCCAGCCAGGAUCAGGAGACUCUGGGCAAGGUCAGAGAGCUUCUGGAGAAAACCCUCGGGAAUGAUCCAGGGAACCAGAAGGUUUCCUUGGAGGACAUGGCCCUGAGGGUCCAAGAUGACUUGGAGUUUGAUGACAGCCACAGUGGCCUCGUCCUCACCAGGGAAGACAUCAAGAAGGAAGGGCUGCGGCUGAGCCAAAGCAAGAAGAAAAGCAAGAGGAGGUAGUGGUUGCUCCCCAGCCCUGGGGAUGCCCCACACCACCCCUUGUACACUUGUGCCUUGCUUUAAUACAGGAGAUGCUUUUCAUUCCCCCAAAGCUUGUGUUAGAGCUGGAACAGGAGGUCGCAGGUCACUUCUGUCCCCGCAACG
Melopsittacus undulatus (budgerigar) is the source of this 2109-nucleotide messenger RNA. RefSeq names its product coiled-coil domain-containing protein 183-like. Bases 271 to 1965 code for a protein of 564 amino acids. Lineage: Eukaryota; Metazoa; Chordata; Aves; Psittaciformes; Psittaculidae. The transcript has 13 exons. The record is from RefSeq and is a predicted model, not a curated record.